This is a messenger RNA of Elaeis guineensis (African oil palm), 1980 nucleotides long. Its product is annotated as polypyrimidine tract-binding protein homolog 1. Gene Ontology annotation, molecular function: RNA binding. Lineage: Eukaryota; Viridiplantae; Streptophyta; Magnoliopsida; Arecales; Arecaceae. The record is from RefSeq and is a predicted model, not a curated record.
CCUCCUCCCUAUAAGCCAAAGGAAGCCGCUAGAUCUCCUCGUCGGACCCCAAUCCUCUUCUCAAACGCCAACCAAAGAAAAAGCCCUGGGGAAAAAAAUUAAUCCCCAAUCCCAUCUCCCCAAGCUCCAAAGCCCCGAAAUUUGUUCUCCCUCCCGGACCAUAACCCUAAAUUCCAUCGAAAGAGAGCAAGAAUUCUUCUCCUCCGCCCUUGGCUUGCUUUUUUCAUCGCAGCCCAAGGAGGAGCUGGGGUUUCGGAAAGUUGUUUUUUUUCCAAGCCCUAACCCUAAAUCUUGCGCCGUUAUCUUGUUUUCUCUCCUUCGUCCGUCAUAGCGGCGGAAGGUGAUUUAGUAAUCGGGAGCUAGGGGGAGAUGUCUUCGACCUCGGGGCAGCCGCAGUUCCGGUACACGCAGACGCCAUCCAAGGUGCUCCACCUCCGCAACCUGCCGUGGGAGUGCACGGAGGAGGAGCUCGUCGAGCUCUGCAACCCCUUCGGCAAGAUCGUCAACACCAAAUGCAACGUCGGUGCCAAUCGCAACCAGGCUUUUGUCGAAUUUGCGGAUCUUAAUCAAGCAAUUUCAAUGGUCUCGUAUUAUGCUUCUUCAUCUGAGCCUGCACAAGUUCGUGGCAAAACUGUUUAUAUACAGUAUUCAAAUAGGCAGGAAAUUACAAAUAAUAAGAGCUCUGGAGAUGUUGCAGGGAAUGUCUUACUUGUCACUAUUGAAGGUGUUGAAGCUGGCGAUGUUAGCAUAGAUGUCAUUCAUCUGGUGUUCUCUGCCUUUGGAUUUGUGCACAAAAUUGCUACCUUUGAAAAGGCUGCUGGUUUUCAGGCAUUAAUUCAGUACACUGAUUCAGAAACUGCUUCAAAUGCAAGAAAUGCCUUGGAUGGAAGAAGUAUUCCAAGAUACUUACUUCCGGAGCAUGUUACCUCUUGCCACUUGCGUAUCUCAUUUUCUGCACACACGGAUUUGAAUAUCAAGUUCCAAUCACAUCGUAGCAGGGAUUACACAAACCCUUAUCUUCCUGUAAACCCCUCGGCUAUUGAGGGAACUUUACAGCCUGCAUUGGGUCCAGAUGGAAAGAAAAAGGAGCCUGAGAGUAAUGUACUUUUAGCUUCUAUCGAGAAUAUGCAAUAUGCUGUGACAGUCGAUGUUCUUCACAAGGUGUUCUCGACAUUUGGUACUGUGCAGAAAAUUGCAAUUUUUGAGAAGAAUGGUGGAAUGCAGGCUUUAAUUCAGUAUCCUGAUGUAACAACCGCGGCAGUUGCCAAAGAGUCUUUGGAGGGACACUGCAUCUAUGAGGGUGGUUAUUGUAAGCUUCAUCUGUCAUACUCUCGUCAUACUGAUCUCAAUGUAAAGGCACAUAAUGAUAGAAGCAGAGACUACACGAUUCCAGAGACAGGUAUGCUUACGAUGCCCCAAGCUCCUGGUUUGCUAACUGGUGCCGCUGGUUGGCAGGCUAAUCACCAGGCUGCAACCAUGUAUGCGGGUAAUGCUGUUGGUGCACCGGCGCCAGGUCCCAAUGGGCAAAUGCCCACUUGGGAUCCUAGCGUACGGGGAGGGGCCUAUGUCGCGGCUCCAAGCACAUACCCGGGACAAACAUUUGCACCGCCCCCUGUUUCCCAUUACCCUGCUUCAGCAGCCAUCUCUAGUGCUCCAGCUGAAUCACUUCAAGCUUCACAACCAAUGCCUCAGUAUGGUCUGCUGCCAAAUGCACGGCCACCUACUACUGCAUCAGCUGGUCAGCCUCUGUAUUACCCUUCGUAAGCUGUAUCUCCUCUGACAUCUUCUUGCCUCCUUUGCAUCUGUUGUUGCAAGUAUUCAAUGAGUUUAUUCUAUCAAUGAUCUGAUGGUACUUUGAAAUGACUCUUUUCGCUGUAUGUUGGUGGUUUUCAUCAGAGAUGCUUUGUGUAGCUUGGAAACAAAUUGCCCUUGUUGAAUGUUGCCUUAUCCCAAUUUGUCCUACCUUCUUUUCUCAGAAAA